CUUUCUUACAGAAUCUCGAUUAUGCCUUGAUCAGUGUAUCUAUACGGACCGCUACCUAGGCAUGCCGUCUUCAUCAUCAAUAAUGGAAUUCUAUUGUUAUUCCCAUGUAUGAGUAAACCCUCUUUCUUCUUUCAACCUCACAUCCUCCCUCAUCAUACACAUCACCACAUCACAUCUCCAACAUCUACCUCUCUCUCACUACCAAUCCCUCUCCAAACAGCAACGGUGGCCUCGCCCCUGUCUCGCCUCCCACAUGCAAAAAAUCGACUGCUGGCAGCCACUCGGCGACGCGACGAAGGAUGUCCCUCGGGCCCCGCCGUUUGUGAAGAAAGGCGUCCAUCACUGCCACUGUGAUUCUCCUCUUGAGCGUCGCAUCGCCGGUCCAACAUCCAAGCGGCCCGAGAGCCCGUACUGGGGAUGUGCCAAGUGGCAACCCGAGGGCCAGCACGGAGCAUGCGACGCUUGGAUCUGGGAGGGAGACAUGGAUAAUGCUCAUCGGAAGUGGGAGAGAGAGAACGGAUCUGAGCCGUGCGUUACAAAGCGGUGA
Messenger RNA from Podospora pseudopauciseta, 547 nucleotides. RefSeq lists its product as uncharacterized. The record is from RefSeq and is a predicted model, not a curated record. NCBI's taxonomy places the organism in Eukaryota, Fungi, Ascomycota, Sordariomycetes, Sordariales, Podosporaceae. Bases 254 to 547 code for a protein of 97 amino acids. The transcript has 2 exons.